UCCCGGCCGCCCCCGCCGCAGCCUGGGAAGCAGGCCGGGGCGCCGCCGCCCUAGACCCGGAGCCUGCGCCCCAACAUCGAGGGCCUGAACCCAAGACUGGAUCCAGAGAUCGGGAAACCCAGGCCUGGGACCCUGAUCUGGGGCCAGCCCCCUGAGAUCUGGCUGUGGGACCCCAAGAUCUGGGGCCCUAACUCCAAUAUCUGGGGCUGGAAUCCCAACAUCUGGUCCCUGGGACCCCAAGAUUUGGGACCUGAACCCCAAUAUUUGGAGCCUAAACCUCGAGAUUUGGCAUCUAAAACCCCAGGUCUGGAACUGAGCUCUGAAUUCUGUGCCUGGGACCUUGAAAUGUGGGCCUGGAUUCCCAUGUCUAUAUCCUGGAACCCCACUAUUUGGGAACUGAACCCUGAGAUUUAGGCCUCAAAUUCCAGGAUCUGACCCAUGGAGUCCCAAGGGGUUUGGACCUGAAUUUGGGCCUGAAGUCUUUGCUGCAGACCUGAAUGUUGGGGUUAGAGACAUCAGCACCCCAAUAACUGAACCCAGAACCUCAAUAUCGGAUCGCAGGACUAUGGGUUUGAGACUCAGACCCUAAACUUCCCACCUGGCUGUUUACCCUCCAAGACUGGAGCUGGGAGGAUCUGACCCUGAACAACCCAGUCUUGGGCCUGGGGUCUCUCAAACUGGACCCUAGAGCCCAGUAUUUGGGAGUCUGGGACCCCCUCCGUGGCUGCAGAUCUGAGCUGAGACAGAGUGGGCAAUCCUCCAUGGAGGUCUUGGGAACAGGGAAGUCAUGACCAGACCUCACCUCCAGUGCCCGGACUUCUGACCCCUUUAGAGGCUGAGGACUCUGCUUCCUGGGACGGCUGCCAGCUCAGGCCACCCCCACCCGCAAUGGCCGUCCUCCCGCUGCUCCUUUGCCUGCUGCCACUAGCCCCUGCCUCAUCUCCACCCCAGCCAGCCACAGCCAGCCCAUGUCCCCGCCGCUGCCGCUGCCAGACACAGUCACUGCCCCUCAGCGUGCUGUGCCCAGGGGCUGGCCUCCUCUUCGUGCCACCCUCGCUGGACCGCCGGGCAGCUGAGCUGCGCCUGGCUGACAACUUCAUCGCUGCCGUGCGCCGCCGUGACCUGGCCAAUAUGACGGGACUGCUGCACCUGAGCCUGUCACGCAAUACCAUCCGCCACGUGGCGGCCGGCGCCUUCGCUGAUCUUCGCGCCCUGCGAGCCUUGCACCUCGAUGGCAACCGGCUGACCUCGCUGGGCGAGGGUCAGCUGCGCGGCCUGGUCAACCUGCGCCACCUCAUCCUGAGCAACAACCAGCUGGCAGCCCUGGCCGCCGGCGCCCUGGACGACUGCGCCGAGACGCUUGAGGACCUGGACCUCUCCUACAACAACCUGGAGCAGCUGCCCUGGGAGGCUUUGGGCCGCCUGGGCAACGUCAACACGUUGGGCCUUGAUCAUAACCUGCUGGCCUCCGUACCCGCCGGCGCCUUCUCCCGGCUGCACAAGCUGGCGCGGCUGGACAUGACCUCCAACCGCCUGACCACCAUCCCGCCCGACCCGCUCUUCUCCCGCCUGCCGCUGCUGGCCCGGCCCCGCGGCUCACCUGCAUCCGCCCUGGUGCUGGCCUUCGGCGGGAACCCUCUGCACUGCAACUGUGAGCUGGUGUGGCUGCGGCGGCUGGCACGGGAGGAUGACCUGGAGGCCUGUGCCUCCCCACCAGCUCUGGGUGGCCGCUACUUCUGGGCCGUGGGCGAGGAGGAGUUUGUGUGCGAGCCGCCCGUGGUGACUCACCGCUCGCCACCCCUAGCAGUGCCUGCGGGUCGGCCAGCCGCCCUGCGCUGCCGGGCGGUGGGGGACCCUGAGCCCAGGGUGCGUUGGGUGUCACCCCAGGGCCGGCUGCUGGGCAACUCAAGCCGUGCCCGCGCCUUCCCUAACGGCACGCUGGAGCUGCUGGUCACCGAGCCGAGUGAUGGCGGCAUCUUCACCUGCAUUGCGGCCAAUGCAGCUGGCGAGGCCACAGCGGCCGUGGAGCUGACCGUGGGUCCCCCUCCACCCCCACAACUGGCCAACAGCACCAGCUGUGACCCCCCGCGGGACGGGGAUCCUGAUGCCCUCACCCCACCCUCUGCCGCCUCCGCCUCCGCCUCUGCCUCUGCCAAGGCAGCUGACACAGGCACCCCCACCGACCAUGGCGUCCAGGUGACUGAGCACGGGGCCACAGCUGCCCUUGUCCAGUGGCCAGACCAGCGACCUAUCCCGGGCAUCCGCAUGUAUCAGAUCCAGUAUAACAGCUCAGCGGAUGACAUCCUCGUCUACAGGAUGAUCCCGGCGGACAGCCGCUCGUUCCUGUUGACGGACCUGGCGUCAGGCCGUACCUACGAUCUGUGCGUCCUAGCGGUUUAUGAGGACAGCGCCACAGGGCUGACGGCCACACGGCCAGUGGGUUGCACCCACUUCUCCACGGAGCCCGCACUGCAGCCAUGCGGAGCCCCUCACGCACCCUUCCUGGGUGGCACUAUGAUCAUCGCGCUGGGUGGUGUCAUCGUGGCCUCGGUGCUGGUCUUCAUUUUCGUGCUGCUCAUGCGUUACAAGGUGCACGGAGGCCAACCCCCCGGCAAGGCCAAGGUAUCCACACCGGUCAGCAGCGUUUGCUCCCAGACCAACGGCGCCCUGGGCCCCACACCAACCCCUCCAGCCUCCGAGUCCUCUGGGCCCAGGGCUCACACCGUGGUCCAGCUGGACUGCGAGCCUUGGGGACCCGGCCACGAACCUGUGGGGCCCUAGCCACACACCCACCUCCACGGCCCGUCUGGCCCCAAGAGCACCAGGACCCCGGCCUGCCACGGGGCCUGGCCACAGACUCACCAAAUUGCUCAUGGUUUUUAAAACUCUGAUGGGGAUGGUGUCGGGGAUACUGGGACACAACAAGAAAGUCCUAUUUUUCUAA
Loxodonta africana (African savanna elephant) is the source of this 2944-nucleotide messenger RNA. It is a transcript of the gene LRFN3, whose product is annotated as leucine rich repeat and fibronectin type III domain containing 3. Bases 889 to 2781 code for a protein of 630 amino acids. The transcript is spliced from 3 exons. Gene Ontology annotation, molecular function: protein binding. NCBI's taxonomy places the organism in Eukaryota, Metazoa, Chordata, Mammalia, Proboscidea, Elephantidae. The record is from RefSeq and is a predicted model, not a curated record. Gene Ontology annotation, cellular component: cell surface; presynaptic active zone membrane.